Cylindrotheca closterium is the source of this 1254-nucleotide messenger RNA. Lineage: Eukaryota; Bacillariophyta; Bacillariophyceae; Bacillariales; Bacillariaceae. The record is from the annotation of a GenBank genome assembly.
AUGAAGGAUAGCAUCACCAACCUGCCGGAGAAGGACCCGAAUUCGAUCAUGACUGUAGCUGACCAAGGUCAGGGAGGUCUCGAGGAAAAAACCCGAUCAAAUUUGACCACUCAGUCGUCAAUUGCUCUGACAAAGGAUAACCCUGCCAUCACGACUCCCAAGCGCAGCAGCAAGCGAACCCCUUCACCAACCGCCGAGGAUGGCGCAAUGAAAGGUCGCUCGCUCUUCCCUUCUGAAGUGGCCCAAGGCCAGGAUGGCCCCACAGCCAAAGCUCGAUCGGACUUGACCACUCCUUCGUCGAUCGAUCUCACCAAGGAUAAUCCCAAUCGCACGACCACCAAGAGCCAACGCAAGCAACCCCCUCCUUCCAAAACCGCCGAGGAUGGCGCAGUGCAAGGACGGCCGCUCGUUGCCUACACCAAGAAACUCAAGGUGUCAAAGUUUCACCGGCUCUACAAGAAGGCUUGGAGGAAGGAGGUUUUUGGGAAUGAAGCAUUCAUCACUUGGUCCUCUCGCACCGCGGAUCACUCUGGUUGGGCAAUAUCCAAAUGCCCCGGAUGGUGGGCGGAAGCUAGUACGGACCAAGCAGAUGCUCAUUCCUACGACAAAAUCGCUGCGUUAAUCCUGUCUGGCUUGAAGGUGUACGACCCAUCACUCGGUGUUUCGAUGCCCCAGCUUCGGUCCAGCAUGCAGAAUCUGUUUUCACUUGGAGACCUUGAAGACGCAGACGACGACGAAGGUUCCCGGUCUCUUUGCGAGUACUUUCUUCGUCUCGCCAAACAGUGCCCCACAGUUGUGUUUGAUCUGGCAACGGCCCAACGCGUUAUCAAAACUGACGAAAAGUUGCCUUGCUUUUGGGAAUUCUCGCUUGUGUUCGACCCAACAUUAAUUGUUCAACGCGCCGAGCCAUUGACGUGGAUGUGGCUAGCGGCAGCCGAAUUCUUUGCCCAUCCUUGGACUGGCCCUGCAAUCAUUCCUCCCAUUGUGGAGGAAUUCGAGCGACUAGAACGAGAGUCGAAAAUAUCCAAAGCUCAGUCCAAGUCUAAGAAGCGCCCUGCAUCUACUCCAGAGAACCCAAAAGGUGCGAAGGCCCACGAUUCGCGCCCGUCUCCUUCUGUCCAGAUGCAAACGGAACUGACGCCACCACAGGGUGGUCCAAUCCCUACCAACAAACUCCACCUUUGGAUGCCACUCCUCCUCGCCAACAAGUGGUCAUGUCUGACGCUGUUCACUGUUGGUGAAAUGGGAUCUUGA